Molecule: messenger RNA, 942 nt
Organism: Elaeis guineensis (African oil palm)
Lineage: Eukaryota; Viridiplantae; Streptophyta; Magnoliopsida; Arecales; Arecaceae
Product: MADS-box transcription factor 32
Biological process (GO): regulation of DNA-templated transcription
Cellular component (GO): nucleus
Molecular function (GO): DNA-binding transcription factor activity; DNA binding; protein dimerization activity
Source: RefSeq, a predicted model, not a curated record
UUACUGCUAAACAUUUUGCUCUAUUUCCUUUUUCAUGUCUCCAUUUCCAUAUUUAUGUAAGUUUCUUCAAGUGACCAGAGCUCUUUAUACAAGCCCAGGGGUGGCAAGCCUUGUUUUGGAGAGGGGGCGGUGCAUUUGUUUCUGGUGUUGUGAGAAGAGAACGAUGGUGAGAGGAAGAAGGGAGAUAAAAAGAAUCGAGAACCCCAUCCAGAGGCAGUCCACUUUCUAUAAAAGAAGGGAUGGCUUGUUUAAAAAAGCCAGGGAGCUCUCCAUUCUCUGCGACGCCGACCUCCUCCUCCUCCUCUUUUCCUCUUCCGGAAAGCUCUACGAGUAUCACACCCCUUCUGUGCCCAGUGCCGAGGAGCUUGUCAAGAGGUACGAGGUUGCCACCCAAAAUAAGAUUUGGAGGGACCUCCACUUGGAACGAAAUGCUGAGAUGGAGAAGGUCCAGAAGUUGUGCGAGCUCUUAGAAAGAGAUCUAAGAUUCAUGAAGGUUGACGCAAGCCAACACUACUCGCUGCCAGUUCUCGACGUUUUAGAGGGCAAUCUGGAGGCAGCCAUCAACAAGGUCCGGUCGGAGAAGGAUCGGAAGAUAGUAGGAGAGAUCAACCACUUGGAAAACAUGGUAAGAGAUCGCCAGCAAGAGAGGUACGAUUUGGGCGACAAGGUUGCCCGUGCACAGGGUCUUAAAGACAUGGCAGUACCACUCAACCGACUGGAUCUGAAAUUGGGGUUCAGUUGAUCAUGGACACCAUUGCUGACAUCUGCAUGCUGAAACAAGUGGGAGAAAGCAAUAGGGAUUGUGUGCUAUGAAUGUUCAUGUGUUUCUUUAUAUUUUAAGAGCAGAAUGUAAUGCCUACCAGUACAAUCAAUGUACCAGAACGAGAUCUUUUCUAGCACUUGAAAGCCCUGUUUGACAGCAUUAUGUUCAUGUUUUCCUAA